Molecule: messenger RNA, 3462 nt
Organism: Rotaria sp. Silwood1
Lineage: Eukaryota; Metazoa; Rotifera; Eurotatoria; Philodinida; Philodinidae
Source: the annotation of a GenBank genome assembly
AUGCAAGCAAGAGUUGAAAGAAAACGUGAACAACAACAACAAGAAACUGUGCUUGAAACUGCAAUGGAAGUAAACGAAAUUGGUAAUCAAAUGAUCAACAUGGCACAGGAUAAACAAAUGGUGGAAAUUCCAUCAAAUGACAUCAUUCCUCAGUCUAAUUCAAAGAAGCGUAAACGCAAUGUACCGACUAAAAUUGACAGACAUUUAAGUAAAUCAUUGAGUCGAUUAUCGAUUGCACAAGGAUGUUCCAAGAAGACGAAGAAAAAUGUUGCAUCAAAUAAUGUUUUAACAAAAAUGAUCCAUGAACUGAAUGGUCAGCCAAAAAUAUCAACAAAAAAUUUAAAGUCUACUUUCGUACCUCAAUAUUUGACAGUAUCCAAUCGGAAAUUUAAAGAAAUGUUAUCAAAAGUAGUUCACGAUGGCCAUCAAAUUUAUGAGUGGCUAGACAGUGAUCAAAAGUUAAAAUCCACACGUGAAUUAGCUCAUAUCUUUAACUUGAUGAAUUAUUUAACAUUACAACAACAACUAUGGCAAGAUUAUUUUGAUAUCGGUAUGAACGAUGGUGUUUGGGCUCCACGAGUAUCGAAGUCAAAAGCUAAAGAACAUAAUACAUGUGUAUCAUAUGGUCGAUCAGAGAAAUUUGUUGAACAACGUCAAAAAACAAUUCAACAUCAAUUGAAUCGCACUGAUCACCAAUUACAACAACAUCUCACUCAAUUACCAGAAUGGACAGAAAAAGUUCAACCUUCCAUUGAUUCAACAUUUCUCUCAAAUGCCAUUCAAGCAAUGGUAAAAAAUGGUCUCUAUCGCUUAAAUGCUCAAUUCAAACAUAAACAAGCCAUGUUAAAAUUCGAUGCUGAUGAUCAUCGCUUGAUUGCGGCCGUCUAUGACUUGAAACCAACUGAAGAACAGGUCGGUGUCUAUAGCAUAGAUUCAUUAUCUUCAAUCGAAAUUAAUGAAAUUGAUUGUUUGACAUUUCAGGUUGCGCUCCUAAAAAUAUAUUGGCAAGCCGUUGCAGAUGAACAGAAAGCACUCGCGGAACUGGAGGUACUUCGAAAACGAGUGUCAUUAAGACAACUUCCUAAAUCAUUUGAUAAAAUUCUUAAUCAAUCCAUUGCGUCUAUUCAAACAAUGCUCUCACGUCCUAUUCUUAAUAAAGAUCGACGUGCUAGUAUGGCAUCACGUUAUUCAAAAACAAUUACACAAUAUAAAUUUGAUAUGAUGGCUAUGACCAUUGCUAUAGCUCAAGAUACGGCUCGUGGUCACGCUCAAUUGGCAGUCGAUACGAAAAAUAAAUUACGACUACUCGACGGUGAUCAAAUACGAUCUUCUACUGAAUUACUCAUCAACUCCAUGGAAACUCGUGCAGAAAAUAUGAAAAAACGUGCACAAGAAUUACUUCAAUAUAAAUUGAUGUCUUUUUUUCGAGCAGGCUCCGUCGGUGGACAACGACAAAGGCAACGCAUCCGCCGGAGCAAUCUAAGCAUUUAUACAAACAUCACUGCCUCAUCACCUUUCAUCGAAACUGAUUUAAAUCUAUCGCUAAUACAAAUGUCCAUGCUUAUCAAAGGUCUUAAAUAUAUUCCACCAUGUCAAAGUCGAUUCUCACGUCAAUCUAUUGAUGCUAUUGUCAAUGAACAAUACAAGACGUUACGUACCAUUGUCCAAGGUUGUCUUGAUGAUCAUCGCAUGCAACUUGUCGAACCACGUGAAAAAGAAGGCUUUCCAUCCUUGAAACGAAUCCUCUAUGAACUUCAAUCCAAAAAAUUACCAUGUAAGCUAGAAAUUCGUGCUCGACGUGAACGCAAAGUAGUACAAAGUAUUAUAAACAUUUUACGUCAACGCCCCGACAUUACUGUUCGUCGAACUGACAAAAGCAAAGUAUUUUAUGUAGGUAAUGCUACAGUUUUUGCCGAGAAAGCAUCAAAAUAUAUGAUCGAAACAAAAGCUUAUCAGGAGAUCUCGAACGAACAUUGUAUUUUAUCGGAAAGUCAUCACUUGGUUACUACUCUUCUAGUUUCUCUUUUAAAAAAGGGUGCUAUUAAUCAAGAGCAACAUAAGAACAUGUCUCCAAAAACAGAUACAUUAGAAUUGGCACAUCUUCAUUUUAUCCCAAAACCACAUAAACCUGAUACACCAUUACGACCAAUUGUAGCAGCUAUUCAUGCACCAGCAACAGAAGUGUCCAAAUUUCUUAAUGAUCUAUUAGCCCCUGUAUUUCUACGUGUUGCACGAAAGACCACUUUUAUUAACGGUAUUGAUCUUGUUCGAACAUUAGAAAAAUAUGUUGCCGAUGGUCAUUUAAAACCAACGACCUUGUUUAUCACUUUUGAUGUUGAAAAUCUGUAUACAAUGAUCCCACGGCAAGGUGCUUUAGAGGCAUUAAUGCAAUUUCUCGAACGACAUUUACACAAUAAGAAAAUUGGAACAUUGCGCAUUGAUGAUAUUAUGAGAAUGGCUCGUCUCGUAUUGGAUACAAAUAUUUUUGCCUAUGAAAAUAAAUAUUAUCGACAAAUACGUGGUGGAGCUAUGGGAUCCGCCUUUACACAAACAUUAGCCAAUAUUUAUAUGUUAGAUUGGGAACAAAAAUUAAUACAAAAUCAAGAAGCAGACAAAGAAAUCUACGGACGGACUUCUGGGACACCCUUUAUUGAUGAUGUAUUCAUGACAACAAACCUAACAUUCGAUCAAGUUAAAGAAAGAUUAGAAAAUGCUCAUAGAAAAGAUACAAAUAUUCGAAUUUCAUAUUCCAUUCAAUCUACCAUCGACUUUCUCGAUGUCACAGUCAGCAAUGAUAAUGAUCAAUUGAAAACAACAAUCUUUCAUAAACCAGCCGCUGAACCCUAUAUACUACCUUACACAUCCGACCAUCCACGACAUGUUUAUCAUAAUAUACCAUACGCUGCUCUAUUGAGAGCGGCAAGAAUCUGCUCGAAUGUUGAAGAUUUUGACAUAGAAUGCAUUCGAAUUGAUCUAUCGAUAUUACUAAACGAGUAUCCACCUUCAUUUGUUUCUAAACAUUUUCACCGAUUCUUCCAAAUCAACCAGGCUAUGCCCGUACUAGAAAGGCUCGAUUCAGACGUGUACCACGAAAUACAUCAAAACUUACUUCAUAAACCAACAAGAAAAGAAAAACAACUACAAGAGACAAUCGAAGAUCUUGAUGCCUUACCUGAACCAUUACAGAAAAAAAUGCCUUGGGAUUCGAAUGUUAUGUAUGCAAAAUAUAACUUCGAAAGCGGACCAAGAUUAGCCUUUCAACCAGAAUUCCGUACUUGGUGGAAACAACAUUUCGGACAUACAGGUUCUAGUGUCGAACGUGUCCAAUUAAAGUUUGCCGUCAGAACUAAUCAUACUCUCGAAGAUAUGUUUGUGCACAAGAAACCUCCAACUCAUAUGCUAAAACGAAAACCCAAUCAAAUCGCACAACCAACAGCUAAUAACGAUAAUGCACUCAUCUGA